This is a messenger RNA of Folsomia candida, 3157 nucleotides long. Its product is annotated as squamous cell carcinoma antigen recognized by T-cells 3. The transcript has 9 exons. The record is from RefSeq and is a predicted model, not a curated record. Gene Ontology annotation, molecular function: protein binding; RNA binding. Gene Ontology annotation, biological process: RNA processing. NCBI's taxonomy places the organism in Eukaryota, Metazoa, Arthropoda, Collembola, Entomobryomorpha, Isotomidae. Bases 28 to 2829 code for a protein of 933 amino acids.
AUUGUUCUCAUCAAUUAGUUAGGGAAGAUGAGCAGCGAUUUGGACGAAGACCAAUUGUUGGCUGAUUCUUCGGAGGAAGGUUCGUCAGACGAAGAGUCGGUGGGAGAAGGAACACCUGGAGCCGGCAGCUUAGGCGGGGAAGGGGGAAUUUCCCUCGGGGGACACCAACGGGCUGGAGCUGCCAGCUUUUUCGCCAGCGCUGGUGCUGAUGAGGACGAUGAUGAUGACGACAGUGGCGAAGGCGAUGCAGAAGAAGAUAUGGAUGUGGAUGAAGAAGUAUUACAAUCUGAAUUGGAUGUUGUUAAUAACAAGUUGGCAUCUGAGCCAUACUCGUAUGACUUAUAUCUGGAGAAGAUCCGGAUUCUAAAGGGCCUUGGAGAGCUGGACAAGCUACGUAGCGCUCGAGAGAAAAUGAACGUGAUAUAUCCGUUGAGCCCAACACUUUGGAUUGAAUGGCUUCAAGAUGAGCAGAAAAUGUUGUCAGUUGCCACCGACGAAGAGAAGGAAUACGUUUUUACGUUGAUGGAGAGGGCUGUCAAGGAUUACACAUCUGUAGAAGUAUGGUUGGAGUACAUAAACCUUUGUUUGAGCAACAUGAAUGAAGAGAACGGUGUUGUUAGGUGCAGGGAUGUCUUUGAAAGAGCUUUAGGAUGCUGUGGAUUGAAUGUGGCAAUGGGUUCGUUGAUUUGGGAUACCUACCGAGAUUUCGAGGCAGCUUUAUUGGCAACAAUGGUCACGGAAGAACAACAGUUGGAACAGGAAAAGCGAUUCAUUGCGCUUUGCAAGCGACAACUUGCCGUUCCCUUGCUGGGCAUGAAGAACACAUUCAACUUGCUAAAGAACAAAAUCGACAUUGAUGAAAAUGUCGAAAGUGCAUACAAGAAAGCGUUGGACAGACUGAAAUACUUGGAAAGUUGGGAGGCGAAACUGGUGCAAACCUCAGAAGGUUCUCAAAAAUCCUCGAUUUACAAUGAUUACAUUGCACAAGAACAGAAAUUCAAAAGUAACCCUGCUCGAAUUCAAUGUCUCUACGAACGUGCCAUUACGGACUCGCCACUAGAUGCUCAGUUGUGGUUGGACUACAUUGACUACUUGACCAAAGAUCUCAAAAUUCCAGAUCUUAUAAUGGACAUAUGUGAACGCGCAGUAAGAAAUUGCUCCUGGACUUUGACCGUCUGGUUAAAGUAUUUAUGGGCGGUGGAAACAUUUAUUCCUAUCGAUGAAAGUAUUGAGUAUGAUGAUGGCCAGCGAUUUGAUAAGAUGAAAACCGUGUUUGAAAAGGCACUAACUUAUUGUGGAACUGGAGAUCAAGCUGGCACCUUGUGGUUGAAGUAUUUGGAAUUCCUUAGAAGAAGAAUUGACUACGAAAAAUCGUUGGAUCCGAAAAAAGUAGAGAUUUUGCGAAAAACUUUUACCGCUGCGGAAACUCACCUUCUUCAAUUGGUACAGGAGCCCAACGAUUUCAUCAGCCAAAUUCUACAAUUCCAGGCCCGCUUCGAGAGUAAUUUAAUUAAAGGAAUGACAGGCGAAAUUCGAGAAAUGUGGAAAGCCAUUUUUAAUCGUGGAUAUGGACAAUAUUACCGAGUAUGGGCACAGUACCUUACGCUCGAAAUUAAAUACGGGGCUGACGUAAAGAGAGUAAGAGCAGAACUUGGGAGAGCAAUGUUGCAAAUUCAGGAUGACCCACAAUCUGUUGCUGAUUUUUGGCUGAAUUUUGAACGAGAUUAUGGAGACCUGAUCUCUCAAUCCGUCGCGGAAGCAAAAAUUUCUAAAGCGCUGGAAAAUAUGGUAUAUCCGAAUCCGGGCCAGAAUUAUACUAAUAAGAAUUAUGGACAAAAGGACUAUAGACAAAACAAUGAGCAAGGGAAGAACAAAAAAAGGAAAUGGCAACAAUCUGAUGAGAUGCUAAACAAUGCUGUGCCUCCAAAAAGAGAGAAACCUACACCAAUAUUUGACACGGUGGAUGGAUUAGACAACAUGUUUAAGAUGCCUGCGGUUCCAAAACCAAAAUUCGUGAAGAGUUCUUCGAAUGAUUCUGCGAAGACUGAACAACCACCUCCAGGUCCAGUAAAACACGACUCCUCUAAAGAUAACCGCACCGUAUUUGUAAGCAACUUGCACUUCUCUGCCGACGAAAGCAUGAUCAAGGGAUUUUUUUCGGAAGUUGGCACUGUCGAGGAAGUCAGACUAGUCAAGGACUUUAAAUUAAGAUCCAAGGGUUUUGGCUACGUCGUAUUUGAAAAACUGGAAUCACAUGCAAAUGCACUCAAAAUGGACCGCAAACCGUUAGAAGGUCGACCAGUGUUUGUUUCGAAAUGUGAUCCUGACAAAAACACUCGUCAAGUUCAAUUCAAAUACUCCACAGCAUUGGAAAAGAACAAGCUGUUUGUGAAGGGGUUGCCAUUUUCCAUGUCGCAAGAAGAUUUACGGAAAUUGUUUGCUGAGUUUGGAGCUUUGAAAGAUUGUCGACUAGUUGCGAACCGAACCGGCCGCUCAAAAGGAAUUGCAUACUUGGAAUUUGAAAACGCUAGCCAUGCGGCAGCAGCAAUACUAAAGACUGAUGGGUCGGUUAUUGAUGGCCGAACUAUUUCGGUGUCUAUAAGCAAUCCCCCGGCGAAAAACGAAGGGAAGUCAAUUCAACCCUCCUACUUUUCUAAGGCGACAGCGACGACAGACCCGCUGCAGCGACGGGAAAGAAACGUCUUUGUACCAAGAUCACUGCAAGUUCAUCCGAAAUCUGAUGCUCCCACUGCUGACUUAACAACUAACCCUCCGCCUACUGCUCCUAAAAGUAAUGAUGACUUUCGAAAACUCUUCAUGAAAAAAUAGUUCAAUAAAUGACUACUUACUUAAUUAUUAAUAGGUGUAAUAAUUUACACGUAAUAAUUUAUUGAACUUAACAAUAAUUCAUUACCUAUUUACCUGUCCAAUCUAUUAUUAGUACCAAACAUGAAUCUAACCAUAUUUAGGUUUAAACUCUUUAUUCAGUCAAUUAUGACAUUCUUAUUGACUGUUGAUAUGUAUGUACUGCCUUUAGCUUAAUAAUACAUAAUAUUUUGUUAUAGCUUUACUACAAUAUUGCCAAUUGUUAAACAGUCUGAAAUAUCAUCCUAACAUAUUAUUUGAAUAAAAAUAAUAACAAAAAAUAACAUCACAA